UUUUGAGGAACACUGUAAGCAAAAUGUAAUUUAAUAGCUGCUUCCAGUACAUGUUAGGUUAGUUAUUAAUGUAUGGUUAUUAAUAAUACUGAUAUUCAAAACUAAUGACUCUGCACUACAGGCAGCAAACAUCUCAAGAAACAUGAGGUCAAUAGCAUCAUCACCAGGCGGGACCCACUAACUGGGUCAAACACUUCUUUAGUUAACAAAGUAUACAUUUAAUGCUUACUCUCGCUUUGUAGUCUGUGUGAAGCAGAACACUUUGCUCUUCAUCUUUCUUGGCACUGUAGACCGAGGCUAAAGUCGAGGGGUCUUUAAGGGAGUUAACGAGUAAGCCAAUAGUUAAUCUUCUCCCGCGGUGCUAAAAAAUGAUAAAGCAAAAGUAAUAAAGUUGGAAACCAAGCGCCAGAGCAGCAGCUUGUGCCAGUGCAAAGACAAGGAAAGGAAACAGGUUUUAUGCCACAAUGGACCCGGCAAAGUUUUCCAGGAAGCUGUGGUGCGCGCGCAGAGAGCUCAUCCUGAUCCUCGUCCCGCUACUGCUGCUCCCGCUGCUCUUCGUUGUGCCGCCAAAGGAGGGAAAAUGUUUGUAUGUGGUGCUUCUGAUGGCGGUGUACUGGUGUACCGAAGCGCUCCCGCUGGCAGUGACUGCCAUGCUUCCCGUGUGCCUCUUCCCCACCAUGGGAAUCCUGCCUUCUAAGAAGGUCUGUCCGCAGUAUUUCCUGGAGACUAACUUUCUGUUCCUGAGUGGUUUAGUGAUGGCAUCUGCUAUAGAGGAGUGGGGUCUCCAUCGCCGUAUAGCACUCAAAGUGCUGAAGAUUGUAGGAGUGAAACCUGCCUGGCUGAUUUUAGGCAUGAUGAUCACUUCCUCUUUCCUGUCAAUGUGGUUGAGUAAUACAGCCACAACUGCAAUGAUGCUGCCCAUUGCUAACGCCAUACUGGAAAGCCUGUUUGGAAAUCUGGAGACUCUAAAAGAGAACUGCAAGGACAAACGGGACCCAGAGGGUGAUUCUCAGUUGAAGAUGCACGUGCUUCCUUUUGAAAAACAGAUACUGACCACAGAUGACAGACCUGACUGGACAGACAGAUCAGAGCAAAAGAAUCUGGAAGAGGUCAGAAGAGAGGCACAAUACCAGAUGAAAGUGUGGAAAGGAUUUCUGAUUUGUAUUCCUUAUGCUGCAAGCAUCGGAGGAACUGCAACCCUCACUGGCACAGCCCCCAACCUGAUCCUGGUGGGUCAGCUCAAGAGCUACUUUCCUGAAUGUGACCUCAUAAACUUCGGCUCAUGGUUUGUGUUCGCCUUCCCGCUCAUGCUCCUCUUCCUCAUUGUGGGCUGGAUCUGGAUUGCUUUCCUCUAUGGCGGGAUUAAUACACGACUUUGUAUUAGCAAACAUGAUGAGCGGGCAGCAGCAGAAGCAAAAGCAACAGCUGUUAUUGAUGAAGACUACAGGAAAUUGGGCCCAAUAAAGUUUGCAGAAGGAUCUAUCGCUUUCUUCUUCAUUAUUUUUGCCAUCCUUCUGUUCACACGAGAUCCGAAGUUUGUUACAGGAUGGUCGGUUUUCUUCACCAAAGGCUAUGUAUCUGACGCUGUUACUGGAGUCAUCAUCAUCUCCAUCCUCUUUUUCUUUCCAUCCCAGCGACCAUCUCUCCGCUGGUGGUUCGAUUCAAGAGCCUCAAAUACUCCAUAUGUGCCUCUGUUGUCAUGGAGAAAAGCUCAAGAGUGUGUGCCAUGGAAUAUUAUUUUGCUGCUGGGUGGUGGAUUUGCAAUGGCCAAAGGCUGUGAGGAGUCAGGUUUAGCAGUAUGGAUAGGAAACCACUUGCAGCCUCUUGCCCAGGUCCCUCCCGCUGUCGCAGUCAUGCUCAUCACAGCCUUCAUUGCCUGCUUCACUGAAUUUGCCAGUAACACGGCCACCAUAAUCAUCUUCCUCCCUGUCAUCGCUGAACUGGCUAUCCGUGUGAAAGUCAACCCACUGUACUUCAUGAUUCCAGCAACGACUGGUUGCUCUUACGCUUUCAUGCUUCCGGUGUCCACACCUCCCAACUCAAUUGCAUUUGCCUCCGGACACCUUAUGGUGAAGGAUAUGGUGAAGACAGGGUUUGUGAUGAACAUCCUGGGAAUUAUGUGCGUGUCUCUUGCCGUGAACACAUGGGGUCUUCAUAUGUUCAAUCUACACGUGUAUCCUGAUUGGGCAAGACCUUUAAAUGUUUCCUUAGCAACUGUGGCUACACAUACUGUAUCAGCUAUGAAUUUGACUGGCUAGAGAACAACUACAGAGAUGGAUAUGGACACCCUUACAAAAAAUAAGAAUACUUCCAGUUAAUUUUAUUAAGAAUUUGUAAAUUUCAAAUAUAUUUUUAUGUAGUAAGUGAAUUUAAAGGCACAAUAUGUAAGAUUUUUGGAUUAAAAUAUAAUAUAAAAUAUAAAAUAACAAUAAAAAUAUAAAAUAAACAAUGUUAUAUAUUUGUUGAAUUGUGUACUUACAUUAUCCCAAAUGUUCCAAGAAUAUUUAAAUACAGAGAAAUAAGCAAUUUUAGCCAGGACAUGGACCAUGCGUCGCCUAUCAACGACAUCAUACCCACAUUACCCGGGUUUUAUUCUGUUGAAACCAUGGAAACACCAAAGACGCUUUAAUAUAUUAUGUGUUUUAUUAGACAGGUGAGCAACUGUUUGGAUGUGUACAUUCAUCGACAGAAAACUAAUCAUAUUAUAUAGCUCAACACGGUAAGUCUUAUUGUUUAAAUCUCGUUUUCUUGAUUUACAGCGAGUACCAUGUUUUACCACGCCUAAUCUAGCUUACUGCAAUGUGCAACAAGUGUCUCAUAGCAGCUGCCGAGCGAACGAACAGUAAUAACAACUUUCAACACACAAAUGUAUCUAAUACGAUAAAAUAGCAAUGCUUUACCCCACAUACGCUUGACCAGGAGAAGCGGAAGCGGCGACUGUGGCAUAAUAAAAGUUCUUGUAUUUAUGUAAUGUAUUUAUGUAAUGUAUUUAUGUAAUGUAUGCCGUAGUUAAUAAUUAUGUAACAUUUCUAUGUUAAAUGUUUAUAAUCUUGUGUUCAUUAUCCAUAAAUCCUAAUUAAAGCUUGGAUGC
Messenger RNA from Megalobrama amblycephala (Wuchang bream), 3091 nucleotides. RefSeq names its product solute carrier family 13 member 3 (gene slc13a3). Gene Ontology annotation, cellular component: membrane. Bases 465 to 2258 code for a protein of 597 amino acids. The record is from RefSeq and is a predicted model, not a curated record. NCBI's taxonomy places the organism in Eukaryota, Metazoa, Chordata, Actinopteri, Cypriniformes, Xenocyprididae. Gene Ontology annotation, biological process: monoatomic anion transmembrane transport; citrate transport. Gene Ontology annotation, molecular function: sodium:dicarboxylate symporter activity; succinate transmembrane transporter activity; citrate transmembrane transporter activity. The transcript has 13 exons.